Molecule: messenger RNA, 1920 nt
Organism: Patiria miniata (bat star)
Lineage: Eukaryota; Metazoa; Echinodermata; Asteroidea; Valvatida; Asterinidae
Product: gamma-crystallin N-like
Exons: 8
Coding region: 174-1217 (347 amino acids)
Biological process (GO): lens development in camera-type eye; visual perception
Molecular function (GO): structural constituent of eye lens
Source: RefSeq, a predicted model, not a curated record
AAACGUAACACACGGAUGAGGAAACAGGUGUCACUGUGCAGGGAGGCUGUCAAGAGCCUUUAAAAGGGAGAGCGCGGACCGCUUAGCAUCACUCCGCACCUUCACUUUCUAGAGACACUCGAUUGAUGUUCUGGUUGUUGAUCCUGAGCUUAUCAGCUUGAAUCUCAGCAAAAAUGACGGCAAAGAUCACCCUUUACCAGGAUUCGAACUUCGGGGGAGCAUCCCGAGAUGUUACAGGAGACAUGAGCGAACUGAGUUCCAUCGGCUUCAACGACCGAGUGUCGUCGAUCAAAGUUGUUGGGAGCGUGUGGGUUGGCUAUGAACACACCAACUACAACGGUCGCCAGUACAUCUUGGAGGAAGGUGAUUACCCAAACUGGGAUGCCUGGAAAGGUUCCAAUGAUCAACUCUCCUCGCUGAAGAAGCUGAACCCGGACAUCGGGGACUCGCCGCAGAUAGUUCUGUACCAACACACCAACUACGGUGGCAGGGCUGCGACUUUCACCUAUGGAAUUGACAACUUGAAAUACUACAACUUCAAUGACGAAGCUUCCUCUCUCAAAGUCAAGAGCGGAAUAUGGAUCUUGUACGAACACAGCAACUACGGAGGCAGGCAGUACGUCGUGACAGAGGGCUCCUACCCACACUGGGACAAUUGGCGCGGUGCCAAUGAUCAGAUCUCCUCACUCCGACCAAUCAAGGAACCGUUCUUUCCCACCGAGGUCCUGAGCAUGGAGUUCGACAUCGCUGCGGGCCUGCUCAACUCCACCCCGGUGGCCCUGGUCAACCUGUCCCAGCGGAAUGACUCCAGCUCGGAUCAGCAGGCCUCGUGGUCUACCAAGCGCACUGUGACCACCACCAAGACUUACGAGUGGCACUGGGAGAACAGCACGGCCGUCAGCGUGUCAACCACCUUCAAGACCGGCGUGCCCGUCAUCGCUGAGGGGGAAAUCACGGUGAGCGUCGAGAACACCUUCUCUAUUGGCGAGAACCGGGGCGAGGAGAACACCCAGUCGGAUGAGUGGGCCUUCAACCUGCCGGCCACCGUCAAAGCUAAGACCAUGCUGCGCGUGCAGGUCAACAUCCAGCAGGGUAAGAUUGACGUGCCCUUCUCGGCCCUCCUACAGAAGGGCACCAGACGCUGGAGGGAGGUGGGAACGUUCAGAGGCACCCAGAGCUACAAUCUGCAGGUGGAUUACAAGGAAACACCGCUGUAGAGAAACGUGUCUGUAUUACUCAGGCCGAAUGUUGCUGGCUAAAAUAAGAUACAAGCCGAAUAUAGACGGGAAAAAAUCUAAGGAGUACUUAACACAUUGAUGGCUAUGGCACGGUUAAAAAAAAAAAGUAUUUGGGUUAAAUAUAGAAUAAUAAAACAUGUCCAUUUUUGAGAGGGGAUUUUUGACGCGACCACCAAAGUGACCUCAGGAUACCUGAGUGUUGUUAUGAAGAGCCAGAAUCUCGUUUAUAUUAAAAAAAAUAAACAGAAAUGUCUUUAAUAGUAGGACCUUUGAAACCCUAGUCUCAGAUGCCAGGAAAUGCCUAGAUUGCACCAGAGAGCAUCUACAAUCCGAAAUUUUACAGGCCCUUGGCGGGCCCCGGACCCCACGCCAUUAGUGGCUGGGACUCACUGCCGCCAACUUUCAUCCGGACAUCUGCCUGCUACUCUUAAACAUUUUGAAACCUCUGACGUUUCUAUUAGACUCAUUUCAUAUUAAUUUGUUGGGUAAAAUCUGAUGUUUUUAUAGCGCUUGUAAUGUUAUCAACUCACUUAUGUUUUAACCAGCAUAUCAUGGAGUGUUACUUGAAAGAAACAUCUACUUCAUAAGCAGAAUAUGCCAAACCAAUUUCUAUCUUUCAAAAAAUAUAUAAAUGUUAUACUCAGAAUUAGUAUUGUUCGAGAUUAGGCCAAAUAAAAAAAAA